GUUCCGAUCAGUGGUCAAAUGGGAAAACCGUAUUUGAAAAUGGUAUUUUAGAAACGACUCCAAAGAGUCCAUAUACGGAAACACAAAGAGCCAUGUUCGGAAAAACAAAUGGUGGGUCGAGAGUUCCAAAUUCAGCUUGCAGAACAUAACAGAUACUGGAGACGCCAAACUUCUUACACAGGUACCACAGAACUAUGAAGAAUGGCAAAAGAUAGAAGCAGGCUUCAGAACUAGAUAGAAUUUUCCUGGUUGCUAUGGCGCUAUAGAUGGGAAGCAUGUAUUGAUUCAAGCACCUCCGAACUGUGGAAGUGAAUUUUUGACUACUGUUUCCGUGAUGUUAAUAUCGAAGCAAAUGGAAGAAACUCGGACAGUGGAAUUUUCAGAAAUAGCGCAUUAUAUAGCGACCUUGAAAACAAUAUGCUACCAACAGGUGGUUUUCUAGUUGGUGAUGAUGCUUUUGCACUGAAGACAUUUUUAUUGAAACCAUACAGUGGCACAAACCUCACAAGAGUACAAAAAAUAUUUAACUAUCGAUUAUCCAGAGCACGUAGAAUAGUUGAAAAUGCAUUUGGCAUCCUAACAAGCAGAUUUAGAAUAUUUCAAAAACCUAUACCAACUGACGUCAACACAACCGAUAAGAUUAUUCGAGCCUCACGUGCUCUGCAUAAUUGGUUGCGCCUAACAAGUCCCAGUUGUUACUUUCCAAAGGAUUGCGUGGACGUAGAAGAUAUUGACUCUGGAACAAUUGUUGAAAGGACUUAGAAACAGGAACUCAUAGCCACCUUGCCAUCUAUCACCAAUCACACUACCAAUAAUUCACCACGAAUAGCAAGAAAUCUCAGAGAUAAGUAUGCCGAAUACUUUAGUGGAGCAGGUACUGUUGUAUGGCAAGAUAGAAUGAUUUCAUAGUUGUAACCAAACCAAAUAAACUACUUAC
Messenger RNA from Acanthoscelides obtectus, 937 nucleotides. NCBI's taxonomy places the organism in Eukaryota, Metazoa, Arthropoda, Insecta, Coleoptera, Chrysomelidae. The record is from the annotation of a GenBank genome assembly.